This is a messenger RNA of Lachnellula hyalina, 2856 nucleotides long. RefSeq names its product putative ankyrin repeat protein. Lineage: Eukaryota; Fungi; Ascomycota; Leotiomycetes; Helotiales; Lachnaceae. Gene Ontology annotation, molecular function: protein binding. The record is from RefSeq and is a predicted model, not a curated record. The coding region runs from base 1 to 2856 and encodes 951 amino acids. The transcript is spliced from 3 exons.
AUGAGCUUCGGGUUUAGCGUGGGCGACUUCAUCAAGACAGUUGAGCUUGCCAAUAAGGUCCGUAAAGGCUUCGUCGGUGCACCGAGCCAAUUCAACGCUAUUUCUGACGAGGUCAGAAGCCUCUCGAUCGUCCUCCUCGAUGUCGAAGUCUUCCUCUACAAUCGCGAACUUCGCAACGAACAAGAGGCAGAUUUAAGGCGGAUUGUAGAUGGUUGCGGGAAUGUUCUUAACCAGUUGGAACACACACUAGAUAAUUAUGGCGAACUUAGGUCUGGCCACAGGAGUGCUAGUAAAACGGUGAAAAGGAUGUGGAAAAGACUCAAAUGGGAGCCGGAAGACAUCAAGCAGCUUCGUGACCGGAUCGGCACGAACAUUGGUUUACUCAACGCGUUCUUCACAAGCGGUCUUAUUCGGGACAACGUGGUUACGUUAGUACGAAGUCAAGAAGAUCAAGGCCGCCAGACUAUCCUCGACUGGAUUACCUCGAUCGAUCAUGCUGCACAACAGAGCAAUUUCUUAAGUCGACGACAACCAGGGACUGGCCAAUGGCUACUUGUUUCAGCAGAGUUCACUGCGUGGGUAGGGACCAGCAAGCGGACUUUAUUCUGUCCAGGCAUUCCCGGAGCGGGAAAGACAGUGCUCACGUCAAUUGUGAUAGAGGAGCUAUUUACGCGGUUUGAAAACGUUGGCAAUAUUGGCAUUGCCUACCUAUAUUGCAACUACCAACGACAGCAUCAACAAAAGUUUGAGGAUCUAAUUGCCAGUUUGUUAAAGCAACUUGUUCAAGAGCAGCCUUCCUUACCGGAUAGUGUGAAAACGCUCUACAACCGGCAUAAAGACAAACGGACGCGGCCUUCACUUGACGAAAUCUUAGGAGUCCUCCAAAGUGUGGCGUCAGUAUACUCCAGAGUCUUUAUUAUCGUUGAUGCAAUUGAUGAAUGCCAAAUCUCCGAUGGUCAUCAACAAAGAUUACUGUCAGGCCUCUUUGAACUCCAAGCAAAGUGCAAUGCAAAUAUUUUUGCCACUUCACGGCAUAUAUCAUGCAUUGAACGGGAGUUUGAAGGGUGCUUAAAGCUAGCGAUCCGUGCUAGCGAAGAGGAUGUACGAAAAUACCUAGAUGCCCAUAUGGUCCAACUUCCACGAUUUGUGGCUCGGAGUCUUGAGCUCCAAGAGAAAAUCAAGACGGAUAUUGUUAAUGCUAUAGAUGGGAUGUUUCUACUUGCACAGCUCCAUCUCGAUUCCUUAACCGGAAAGAGGUCGCUAAAAGCAGUCCAAACUGCUUUAAAGAAUUUGGUCAAAGGAUCUGCGGCAUAUGACCAUGCAUAUAAGGAUGCUAUGGAACGGAUCAAUGGCCAAAUCAAAGACCAAGAAGAGCUUGCUAAACAAGUUUUAUCGUGGAUUACCUGUGCGAAGAGACCACUCGCUGCAAUAGAGCUUCAGCAUGCGCUUGGUGUUGAAGUUGGCGAGUCCCAGCUUGACGAAGCUAAUAUCCCAGAAAUCGAAGAUAUGGUUUCUGUAUGUGCUGGGUUGGUUACAAUCGAUGAAGGAAGUGGGAUUAUUCGAUUAGUCCAUUAUACAGCACAGGAAUACUUCGAUCGAACACAAAGGCAAUGGUUUCCGGAUGUGCAAGCUAAUAUCAUAACAACUUGCGUUACUUAUCUCUCAUUUGACGAUUUCGAGAGAGGAAUUUGUCAGAGCGACAAUGAGUUCGAACAACGCCUUCAAUCGAAUAAGUUCUACGACUACGCAGCACAUAACUGGGGUCAUCACGCUCGAGAGGCUUCGACUUCGUGUGACAAUGUUAUGGACUUUCUUCGGAAACAAGCUCACGUCGAGGCAUCAAGUCAAGUACUAAUGGCAUCUAAGCGAUAUUCUGAUGAAACGAAAUAUAGUCAAAAAGGUCCAAAACAAAUGACUGGGCUUCAUCUUGCAGCAUUCUUCGGAGUUGGCAACGUGGUACUAGGCCUGCUUAAUGGCAAUCAUCCUGAUUUGAAAGAUAGUCAUAGUCGGACGCCGCUGUUGUGGGCAGCUGAACGCGGACACGAGAAUGUAGUCAAGCUGCUGCUCGAUCAAGGCGUCGGGCUUGACUUAAUGGAUAGCGAGUGUGGCCGGACGCCGCUGUCGUGGGCUGCUAAGAACGUGCACCACGUAGUUGUCCAACUCUUGCUUGAGGCAGGAGCCGACCCUAACGCGCGAGGGGAAGGAUACGGCGAGUCGGCACUACAUUUGGCUGCUGGUAUCGGGAAUAAAGCAAUGGUCUAUCAACUACUCAAGGCUGGAGCCGACGUGAAUACCAGGGUAGGUAAUUUGCGAUCAAACGAGAGUGCUCUUCACAGGGCAGCUGCUAGAGGACAUGACGAGGUAGUAGGGUUGCUACUCAAAUUUAAAGCAGAUGUUAGAGCUAAGGACUAUUUUGGUUGGACAGCAUUGCAUCGGGCGGCCAACGCAGGGUACGAAAAGGUGGUAAAACUAUUGCUCGAAGCGGAUGUGGCAGUAGUUGUAGACAAGAAUGAAUGUGAAGCAACGGCACUACACCUAGCGGCUCUAGGAGGGAAUAAAGCUAUCGUGGAGCAAUUGAUUGAGGGGAAUGCUGACGUUGAAGCUCGAUGCCAGGAUGGUUGGACACCGUUGCACUGGGCGGCUGAAGAUACGCAAAAGUCAACAUUCCAGUUUCUUUUUAAGACGAAGACUGAUAUCGAGGCGAAGAAGUCUGUUAUCCUCAAAGCACCAAGCCAGAUAUCAAAAUCUAUGAGCUAUGAUCUGGACAAAUUAAUGGCUAGCAUGAGAGCAGAUGUUAGGGGCGAGAACCCUUCUUUGUUUGCUACCCGAUACGCCACUUGGGAACCUUUCUGUUAG